UAAAUAUGAAUAUAUAAAUAAGGCGAAGUUGGGAGAAAACAAAAUCAGAAAUUGGUAGUGGAAAUCAGAAUCUCACACCUCAAGAGCGUAAUAAUAAAGGAUGCAGAUAUUCGUCAAAACCCUAACUGGAAAGACAAUUACGCUCGAGGUUGAGAGCAGCGACACCAUCGAUAAUGUCAAGGCCAAGAUUCAGGAUAAAGAAGGCAUACCUCCUGACCAGCAGAGGCUAAUAUUUGCUGGUAAACAGUUAGAAGAUGGCAGGACCCUGGCAGAUUACAAUAUCCAGAAGGAAUCAACGCUUCACCUUGUUUUGAGACUUAGGGGAGGUACUAUGAUCAAGGUUAAAACCCUUACUGGGAAAGAAAUUGAAAUCGAUAUUGAGCCAACUGAUACUAUCGACCGAAUCAAGGAAAGGGUUGAGGAGAAAGAGGGAAUUCCUCCGGUGCAGCAAAGGCUCAUUUAUGCUGGCAAGCAGCUUGGAGAUGACAAGACUGCCAAAGACUACAAUAUCGAGGGUGGCUCGGUUCUUCACCUUGUCCUGGCGUUGAGGGGCGGUGCUAUCUAAUUCGCAGAACUAUAGAUCAUGUUGUGAAUAGCAAUUUAUAAACUAAAUCCAUAUGCUUUGCGACAUUGCUAUUAAAUAUCGAGUGGAUUUGAGUUUUUCCAA
Salvia splendens (bonfire salvia) is the source of this 667-nucleotide messenger RNA. RefSeq names its product ubiquitin-NEDD8-like protein RUB2. The transcript has 3 exons. Lineage: Eukaryota; Viridiplantae; Streptophyta; Magnoliopsida; Lamiales; Lamiaceae. Gene Ontology annotation, molecular function: protein binding. The record is from RefSeq and is a predicted model, not a curated record. Bases 101 to 565 code for a protein of 154 amino acids.